CGACCGCCGGGGCGCAGAGCCGGGACGCAGGGCCCGACCGCCGGGGCGCAGAACCGGAGCGCAGAGCCCGACCUCCCGGGCGCAGAGCCGGGACGCAGGGCCCGACCGCCGGGGCGCAGAGCGGGGCCGGCACCCGAGGACAUGGAGGAAAGGCCGGCAGACCCCAACACCAGCGUGGACAACUCAGCGUCCCCUUCGGUGGCCCAGCUGGCUGGGCGGUUCAGGGAGCAGGCAGCUGCUGCAAAAGAGACACCAGCCAGUAAGCCAGCGAGAAGGAAACCGCCCUGCUCCCUCCCCCUGUUCCCGCCCAAGGCAGAGCUGGGCCAGAAUGGCGAGGAGAAAUCCCUGCCCAACGCGAGCCACCCCCCUAAAAUCAAGGUGAAGAGCUCGCCCCUGAUUGAGAAGCUGCAGGCCAAUUUAGCCUUUGAUCCGACAGCCCUGCUGCCUGGGGCCUCGCCCAAGAGCCCUGGACUCAAGGCCGGGGGGUCCCCGUUCCAGAGUCCGCCUUCUACGCCCAGCAGCCCCGGUGUGCGGUCUCGGGCCAGUGAGCCCGAGGAGGUGCCAGUCAGCUUUGACCAGCCUCCCGAAGGCAGCCACCUGCCCUGUUACAAUAAGGUGCGCACAAGGGGCUCGAUAAAGAGGCGCCCUCCCUCCAGGCGAUUCCGAAGGUCUCAGUCGGACUGUGGGGAGUCCGGAGAUUUCAGAGCCUCAGAGUCAUCCCAGGAGAAUGGUGCCCAGGAAGAGAAUGGGGAUGAGGUGUUCCCACCCAAGAACAAGGCCCCAGGACCCCCUGCACCCAGUGAGGGGACCGUCGGGGAGGAAGUAGUGGGGAACCUGCGGUCCCUGGAGAAGACUCCUCUGAGGACGCCCAGCAGGACAGAGAAGCAGGAGGAGAAGGACAGGGCCACGGAGGAAGGCCUCGAGUGCAGGAAGGCUGAGAGAUGGGGGGAGGAGGAGGCCACGGAGCCCCAGGCCGCCAGCCCAGAGGCAGAGAACGGGUGUGGGAGCCCCACGGAGGAGAAGCCCUCUGGGGAGCUGGCAGACAGGCCUGCGGAGAAGGAGGCAGGGAGAGCAGGGUGUGAAGAGGCUGAGCCCACACACAGGAGCUGGGACGCAGAGGGGCCCGAGGGGGAGGCCUCCCAGAGCACCCCUGGAGGAGUGGGGGAUGACCACACCCCUAAGCAGGGGGACGGCGAGGAAAAGCAAGAGCACGGAACCCUUCCGGAGCCAGGCUGCAGCCACGGGAGCCACACCCAGCUGGAGACCAGCAGCGAGGUCCCCAGGGCAGAGGACAGUGCCCCCGUCCAGGACACUAAAAUGUAAAGAAAUGCUCCUAGUGCCUAGUGACGAAGCGUCUGGAGACGUCUCUUUGGAAGUAACAGCAAUAAUAGUAGCAGCAGAUGAAGCCAUUGCAGAAGCAGAUGUGGGGGGUCUGGAGCCAGCCUGAAUACACAGGAUGCAUUAUUCCCAUGCCUGCACACCCAGUGUCCCCUGUAGACUGGAUCAGAGGGCAGCAGACUUUUACCAGUUUGAGAUUGUGUCACUUGAAGGACUUAGUUUAAAAACAAAAAACUUAUUUAAAACAAUUUACUGUGGUGACAACUGCCCAGGGACACUGGUCAACCUGUGGGGCCUGGACAUGACCCACACCCCCAUCCUGCAGCUGAUGUUGAAACUGGAUUCUGAUUGAGCUUCUCAGAUUUCGUUUGUGUAAAGGGAUAGCCUUUUUACUGUUCUAAAGCUUUUACAGUUCUCAAAUGUAAGUAAAAACUCAUUUCAGGUGUCUAGAAAUGAAAGAAAAUAGUAUUGCUGAAAAUGUAAGUCCUGUAAGUUACAGAAGACCUUAAAUUGUAUCAAGAACCUGAGACAGCCUGUCAGUUGGUGACCUGGCCAACCAAUUUAAAACAAUAGGCUAGAAGAGGUAAUUAUUGAAACAUUAAAAAAUAUAUAUCUCUUCCAGCAAUAGCUGCUCUUUCUGCCCUGCAGUUUUCUAGUGGGUGACACACCAGGCGGCUGGCUCAGCUCACCUCCCGGGGCCAGGGAGGAGGGGGAGGCUGGGAGCAAGGCCCAGGCUGAGACUGAAUGCAAGGAGGUUUCCGGCUCUGCACGGAUGGGACAUGGGAACCCUGCUGCCUUCCGAUUUAUCCUGAGAUGGUAGAGUUGGCACUUCCAGGAGGCGCCCCUUGAGCGUGCAUCAGGUAUUCCCUGGGCGGUGCUCUGAGCGUCCUGAUGUGCAGGCUGCCUUAGGGAAACACCCCUCCCAGGUUUGCUGGGAAGCAGCUCUUGAAUGGAAGCUCUGCCUGUCCUUCCUGACCAAGGAGGAGGGGGUUCAUCUUCAGUCUCUCCCCACUGGGUAGCCAUCUCACCUGAGGGUUUCAGCCCUGGGCAAGUUCACUCUGGAUUUGGUGAGACCGAAAAAUAGCAAUGGAAAGUUCUCAGGGGGUAAAACUGUUUAUACCCAGUUUUACUCUCAUGGUGGCCAGUGAAGAGCUCGAAUCUGGCCUCUGCUCUGCUUUGCAUCGCUGCAGACCUGGGCAGAGCUCUUCCUGUAGAGUCAGUGAGAGCCCGCUGCCUACACUGUGCCAGCCUCCGCCUGCCAGCAUUGCACGUGCGCAGUGGGCGAGCAGACCAGGGUCAGGGGAGGAUCCUGGCCGCGGAACUCCCAUUUUCUCUACAGUAGCUCUCGCCUUAAUGUUCUGUUUGGAGGGCACAGGAGGACUUGCAAGGAAAAGGGCCUUGACUCCCCGUCCUUUGACUUACAGCCUCUCCCCGCUUCCCUGGCUCCUGCUGAAAGAUGUUAAUCCAAGUAGAUGUUUAACCCUCUGGGUGGUUCUUUUUCAGAUGCGAGUAUCUCCCUAUCUCCUCUGCUGAUCUGGUGGGUGGAGUGGCUGUUUUCCGGAGGCCUGGAGGCCACACCCUACCCUGACUUAGAAAAUAGUCUCCCUAACAACAAGGCCUUAUGUCACCACUGGUACCUCAAUUUUCUCAUUGCAUUUACAGUUUUCCUAACUCCAGGACAGUGUUCAUAUCUGAGAUACGUAUUUUUUCAAAACUAUUUUGAAUGCAGUGCAUCGUCUAAAACAUGUAACCUAAUUGAACCCCAAGCUAUAAUAAGAGUUGUUGUUAGCAGAAUUUGGGAGAUUUGUGUGUGUCAGUUACUCUGAGGUCUAUGUCAUGUCUAUCUACCAUCUAUCUUUCAAGUAUCAACAGAGAUGGAAGCCCCUUAAGCAAUACAUGGUUUAUGUAUACAUGCCUUUGGGUUGUUUAUACACACACCCCACCCCCCAGGCAAGAAUGUAGUGAAUGGGUGCAGGGUUGUGAGCCUGUGGGAUGAGACGGGGAAAUCUACCACUUUCCUUUGUCUGACAGAGGAUUGAACAGAAAGUGCGGUUGACAGAUGUGGAAAUAAAGCUCUGCUUUUCUUCUG
Messenger RNA from Manis pentadactyla (Chinese pangolin), 3427 nucleotides. It is a transcript of the gene RCSD1, whose product is annotated as RCSD domain containing 1. The transcript has 7 exons. Lineage: Eukaryota; Metazoa; Chordata; Mammalia; Pholidota; Manidae. Gene Ontology annotation, cellular component: early endosome; WASH complex. The record is from RefSeq and is a predicted model, not a curated record. The coding region runs from base 142 to 1323 and encodes 393 amino acids. Gene Ontology annotation, molecular function: phosphatidylinositol phosphate binding; actin filament binding; retromer complex binding. Gene Ontology annotation, biological process: skeletal muscle contraction; retrograde transport, endosome to Golgi; protein localization to endosome.